UUCUUGGGAGAACUUAGGGAAAGGUCCAAUCUGACGUCAUCAAUUCAGAAAAGAAUUUUCGCUUUAAGUUAACAGUUAACCACGCCCAACGUGUACACAGGUAAACUCAGGCGAGUCUCUCAUAAAUCAUUCAUUCAUUCUGAGUGUUGGAAGGGCAUCGGGAGAGAUGGCAGAUUCCCAGAUCUUGUGUAUGGAGGACGGACUCAUGCCCGCCGAUGUGCCCGAAACAAACCCGCGCUUCUACUACAGCGAACGGCACCGGGUAGCGCUCGAGGAGCUUCUCAAAAACGGAGACGGUGCCUUUAAAACUCUCCUAAAGGAAGAAAAAAGCACAGAUUUCCUCUCCGCCCGAGAACUCAAGACCAUCACCAGCACUUUUAUGACAUAUAAAACCGACGAGGAAGAAGCAAAACCGGAGACCAAAGAGCAAAACCAUGACUCGAAGUCCAUGCGCUCCACAUACUGGCCAGAGAUGUCGGAUACGGAGGUGCCCGCGCUGGAUAUGGGGUGGCCCACAUCCGGGAUCUUCAGAGGAGGGACCCAGAUCACCGUCUACACACACCCACCCAAAGAAAACGAACCGCAUAUCAGACAAGUUGUGAGGAAAUUAAUCCAAGAAUCCUGCAAGGUGAUUGCUAUAGUGAUGGAUCUGCUGACAGACAUACAGAUUCUACAGGACCUGUUUGAUGCAUCCAAGCGUGGUGUGCCCGUCUACAUAGUGCUGGAUGUGCAGGGAGCUCCACACUUUCUCGACAUGUGCAACCGACUAAAAGUUGGUGCUAGAGAGCUGAAGAAUGUCCGAACUCGAACCGUCAAGGGCAUCGGAUUGGAUCUGUCAUUUGGAAAAAUCCCAGGAAACGUUCACAGCAAAUACAUGCUGAUCGAUGGAGAUAAGGUCGUGUUUGGGACGUACAGUUAUUCUUGGAGUUGUUCUCGGAUGGAUAGAAACAUGAUCACUUUGAUGUCCGGUCAGGUGGUGGAAUUCUACGAUAAUGAUUUCCGUGAACUUUACGCCAUCUCUGACAAACUCGACCUCUUUAAAGAGUUUCACCUGACUACGCCACAAACCGGGACGCUAUCACAGGCAGCAGUGACCCGACGACCUUUAAACACCACCUCACGCUUCCAGGUCAAUCUAGGAGACAUGUCACGCGGCAAAGUACCGGCACACAAAUACCACAACCCCAAAUACCUGCUAGCCCUCGGACAGAUCCCAGAUCCCAACCCGACCUCAACGCUGGAAGUCUUCCUCAAUUCACUGGAAACACCUGCGCCGGAUCAGCAGGAUCAGCUGGAUGAACAACCGGAAAACCCAACACCAUCCAAGACCGGCUCGGAGGAUUCCAAAGGACUCCAGAAACAGAGCUCGAAGAAGAAACGUGGGUUUUGGUCCGGGUUUCUUAAAAAGAAAUCCAAGAAAGAAAAUGAACCUCCUACGGAAGCAUCUGCUCCAACAGACAAAACUAAACAAACACACACUACAGACAACACAACUAAACAAACACACACUACAGACAACACAACUAAACAAACACACACUACAGACAACACAACUAAACAAACACACACUACAGACAACACAACCAAACAAACAGACACCACAGAUGAACAGACAGACGAGAACUCUAAAAUGACUGACAAAGGGAAAAAAAAGAAAAAAGGUUUAAAUGUAUUUAAAAAAGCAAAAUAAGUAUUAUAAGUUAAGGACUCUUUCAUAAGAGUGAUGGGUUUUAUGUUCUAAAGGGACGCACAACAUUUACCUCUACACAACUUCGAAUGUAUCUCCUAAAAUCAUUUAAUACUUUCUUUUAAUUAAAGUCUCCCUAUGGUGAAAAUCAAGUUUUUAUUGUUGUUUGGUGUUGUUAAGAGCACCGAUUUCAUUGCUAAAAAAGGUUAUGUUCACUGUUAGACUUAACUGUAAUUUCUACAGUUACUUACCACAAAAUGCCCAGUAAAAUACCAUCAUUUUCUUUUCCAGUUCAUUACUGUAAUAUGCAUUGCAUUAUGGGUAUUAACAUUUAAUUUACAGUGAUUUACUGUAUGUUUUGAAUUUGCGGUAGACUGCUGUAAAACAACAGCAGUAGUGUCACUGUAGUUGAAUAAAACAGUGUUAUAGAAGCAUAUAAAAUAGA
This is a messenger RNA of Misgurnus anguillicaudatus (oriental weatherfish), 2132 nucleotides long. It is a transcript of the gene sack1fb, whose product is annotated as family with sequence similarity 83 member Fb. Gene Ontology annotation, molecular function: protein kinase binding. Gene Ontology annotation, biological process: signal transduction. Lineage: Eukaryota; Metazoa; Chordata; Actinopteri; Cypriniformes; Cobitidae. The record is from RefSeq and is a predicted model, not a curated record.